AUGUCAAGUACAGAGUUUUUUCUCAUCAAAGAAGAGCUAAAGGAGAUUAAAUUCGACAUUCUUUCAGAAUCUAAGGUGGAAGAUCCAGAUUCUUCACAAGAUGUUGUGUCAGAUGGUGCUCAAGUUAAUGUAAAAAAACAAGAUGACCAUGAUGAUACUCAUCACAAAGAGGAAGAAGAAGAAGAGUUUAAGGCAAUAUUUUCUUCAAGAGAAUCUGAAAAGCCAUGUUUAGCACAAUCCCAGGUAGAAGAAUACGAUGAAGGGUUUAAAACUCCGACGUCUUCGGAUCACAAAAUCUCAGUGGUCAAGCAGUGCCCGGCAGCGCCAAGAAAAACCAGAUCAUCUACAAAGAGAAAAUCAUCGCCAGCAAGAAUUCGUAGGAGCCUCCAGCUCGAUGUGUCGGCCGAGAUCGAAUCAAUGUUCCCUUCAAGGCCUCGAGAUGAUAAAGAACACAAAAUCAAGAAAGCUCGAAGAGAUGAUGAAGAAUGA
This is a messenger RNA of Fraxinus pennsylvanica, 489 nucleotides long. Lineage: Eukaryota; Viridiplantae; Streptophyta; Magnoliopsida; Lamiales; Oleaceae. The record is from the annotation of a GenBank genome assembly.